This is a messenger RNA of Spathaspora passalidarum NRRL Y-27907, 2380 nucleotides long. RefSeq names its product Ymc2p (gene YMC2). Gene Ontology annotation, biological process: mitochondrial L-ornithine transmembrane transport. Lineage: Eukaryota; Fungi; Ascomycota; Pichiomycetes; Serinales; Debaryomycetaceae. Gene Ontology annotation, molecular function: L-ornithine transmembrane transporter activity. The record is from RefSeq and is a predicted model, not a curated record. The transcript has a single exon. The coding region runs from base 40 to 924 and encodes 294 amino acids.
AUACCAGCUGUUGGUUCUUACAUACUUCAUACAAUUAUCAUGUCCGACUCUGCACCACAGAUAGAUAACUCACUCACACGUAAGGCAAAAGAUAUCGCUGCAGGAUUUGUGGGAGGUGCUACCCAAGUGCUUAUCGGGCAACCAGCAGAUCUUGUCAAGAUCCGACUCCAAACCACCAGCAACACCUCCUCACUCUCCAUCAUCAAGAACGUUAUCAAAAAUGAAGGAAUAUUUGCAUUCUACAAGGGAACACUCCCACCGUUGUUUGGUGUUGGUGUUUGUGUAUCACUUCAAUUCUACGGGUUUCAUGAAACCAAACGUCAAUUGUUACAAUAUUCAGGCCAAGAUAAAUUGAAUCUCUGGCCUCAGACUUAUAUUGCUGGUGCCAUGGCUGGGGUGGUUAAUACCCCUGUGGCUUCUCCGAUUGAGCAAUUACGUAUUCUCUCGCAAGCAUCAGAGAAGAAACUUUCACUUACAGAGACCGUCAAGAAGAUAUAUGCAGAACAUGGCGUUUGGAAUGGGCUCUAUAGAGGAACUGGAAUCACCCUUAUCCGUGAGAUUCAAGCUUAUGGUGUAUGGUUCUUGACUUAUGAAACCUUGAUUUCCCAAAUCAUCGAUUUGCAACAUUACAAAUCAAGAGAUCAGAUCCUGACUCCGGAAUUGUUAGCCAGUGGUGCUCUCGCCGGGAAUGCAUUGUGGCUUUCUUCAUACCCUAUAGAUGUGAUCAAGUCUAAUGUUCAAAGUGACAAGUUUGGAAAAGAGAGUAAGUUCUCGGGAAGCGCGAUUAAGGCAGCUAGAUAUAUUUAUCUUAAUCAUGGAUUAUUGGGAUUUUGGAGGGGUAUUGUUCCUUGUUUACUUAGAGCAGUUCCAUGUAGUGCUGGAACUUUCGCUAGUGUAGAGUUGGCUUUACGUCUAAUGGGAUAGAUAGGGUAUGCAAUAGAUAAACAUACAAUUUAGGGAGAAUCAUUCUUUCGAAUAAAACUGUUGUUUCGAUGCAAUUUGGGUGUUGUAGGUGGGGUCAGAGUGAUUUCUUCAUAUCUCACUGUGAUUGAUCCCACCUCUGAAUCACUACGUUUCAAAACAGUAGGUUCAGCUUUUCUGUUGAGCCCCAAAACUCUCUUCACAACCAAUAAAAGAACAGUACAUACUGCUAAUACUGUUGCUGCAAUUAUAAAUACCAAACCAGGAGUUUGAAUAAGUACGGAAUAUUUGUAUAUCGUCAAAUAGCACACGGGCAUAACCAACCCAAACAAAUUCUUGAGUAAUGCCAUGGCACCAAACAAUUCUCCGAUCUUAGAUUCUGGGUAAAAUUUAACAAUCAGAGAAUUCAACGCUGGACUAAUCAAUGAUCCAAAUCCACAAAACACGGUAAACGCAAAGAAACUAAUAGUGGUACUGGAAAUAGAAUAUCCAAAGAAUCCAAUAACUUCACAGAUUAACCCCAAUAACGUCAUUGAGAAAUCGACCAUAUCAAAUUGCUUUUUGAAAACCUUGAAUCCGAAGCCAUGUUGAAAGAUCCGAUGAUUGAUCACAGGUGAAAGUAGGAUAAGUACAAUGGCACGACUGGAACAACCAAUGGCUAACAAGUGACCAAUAUCAGUUUGAUCCCAACUAUACCUGUAAAUCCCAUAUAAAACAUAGAUCUCAGCAAAUGAAAUGGCAAGAGAUCCCAACAUGCAAUCUAUAAACACAAGUGAGAGAACGGCAAUUCUGUCCUUCUUGAUUCGAUGUCUGUUCUGUGCAGGCACCAUAUCAGUCGGGAGGAGCAAUAACUUAAGUGGCUUGAGAAAGUUUAUGCUGUCGAGGAAUCUGCUAGUCCAAUGAACAGUCUCAUGUUGCAGCAUAAUCAGUGAAGCACUGCUCAGAAUGGACAUUGUUCGAGAUUUCCGUCUUGCUUUUUCAGAUCUUGACUCCGGAAGAACAAAUAUAGCAACAAUUAAUACUAUGAAUAGUAUUGUAACUUCAAAUUUUAAUGGAAGGAAAUCGGACUUGGAAAUAAGGACAACGGUGCUAGUUGGAGAAAUCUUGGGCGACAAAGAAAUUAUGAGGUUCCCUACUAAUGGACCAAUACUCAACCCAAGAAACAACGAUGCUAUACUAAUCCCCAAGGAGUAAAUACGCUGGUGUGGCUCAACCACAUCGGAAAUAUAACAAUUGGCCAAUGUUAUCAAGGCAAGUAUACCUCCACACAAAUUCGUCAAGAUCUCGCAUGCAAUCAUUAAUUUAAAUUUCAAACUAGUGAAAUGAGACAUUAGCAAGAAUUUGCAAGUUCUGCCUAGAAAGAAACAAAGAAGCAUCAACACAACAAACAACUUUCUUCCAAAUUGAUCCGACAAUGGAGCCACUUUCCCCAGAGCAAUUAAGGUGAUGAUGGAGGACG